Messenger RNA from Colletotrichum truncatum, 267 nucleotides. RefSeq lists its product as uncharacterized. Lineage: Eukaryota; Fungi; Ascomycota; Sordariomycetes; Glomerellales; Glomerellaceae. The record is from RefSeq and is a predicted model, not a curated record.
AUGUUGUUGCAAACUACUCUUGCCAUUACCACUCUUUUGCAGUUUGUUCUGCCGACAUCAGCUGCUUUUAUCUUCUGCGCAGGCGCCCCAGCAGAUGGCAGUUGCCCCACUGACAAAGGAGCCAAGUCAAGUUGUGAAAACAUAUGCGCCAACUGUGGGCCCAAUUGUUUUGGAGGCACGGCUAAAGACUUGGGGGCGACUUGCUGCACACAAGGGGAUGGGACAAUUAACAUCUUCUGUUUCAGAACAGGGAAGAAUAAUUGCUGA